This is a messenger RNA of Eriocheir sinensis (Chinese mitten crab), 5343 nucleotides long. RefSeq names its product BTB/POZ domain-containing protein Tiwaz-like (gene twz). Bases 334 to 1344 code for a protein of 336 amino acids. The record is from RefSeq and is a predicted model, not a curated record. The transcript has 10 exons. Gene Ontology annotation, biological process: protein homooligomerization. Lineage: Eukaryota; Metazoa; Arthropoda; Malacostraca; Decapoda; Varunidae. Gene Ontology annotation, molecular function: protein binding.
GUGGUGACGGGGCAGGGGAGGGUGGUGGUGUCGGGGCAGGGCGAGGAGGGAGGGAGAGAGGCUGGCUCUGGCUGGCUGGUGGCGGUGGCGGGGUUGCGUGAGUCGUGGUCCAACCAGCCAGUAGGCAACAUGGCUCAGUGACGCUCUCCCUACCUUCCUCCACCUCACGCCCGCGCUAACCUUUCCUCCGCCACCCUAGCUAGUGUUUAGUGUCUCCCGCGCGAGUGUGUGCCCCCCGGAGUGUGUACAGUGUCCUCACAGCACCCACGACCCCGCACUCAUCCCCAGGGUGAGAAGCCGCCGCUGUAGCUCACCUCCCCCACCGCCACUACGAUGCAGGUGGAAAAGCUUGUCUCGAAGGCUUCAAACAGGAGAAUCUGCGGGGACAACCUUGACAGUCUUCGGUCCAGUAUGUGGGACAGUUAUACGAAGACGGCCAGAAACGGAGCGUCGACACGGAUGUUGUCGCCCUCCAUCUCGCCGGCCACGUCCCCGACCCUCACCCACAGCGGUUCGCCCACGCCGCCCCUCUACUCCUCGCAACACAAAAUAUCCGGCAUCCCCACCGUCGCCGCCGCCUCCAGAUUCACAGCGCCCGUACACAUCGACGUCGGCGGCUCAAUCUACACGUCCUCGCUGGAGACACUGACGAGGUACCCGGAGAGCAGACUGGCGCGGCUCUUCAACGGCUCCAUCCCCAUCGUGCUGGACUCCCUCAAACAACACUACUUCAUCGACCGGGACGGCAAAAUGUUCCGCCACAUUCUCAACUACAUGCGGCACGGGAGGAUGCUGCUCCCGGACGAUUUCUCGGACCACGAUCUGCUGCUUGAGGAGGCCAGAUACUUCGAGAUUGACGGGCUGGUGAAGCAGGUGGAGGAGAUGAAGAAAGCUCGCCUGGACAACCGCAAGAACUCGUCCUCACACUUGUCCUCGUCCUCGUCCUUGACUCAGUCCUCGACCAACUCCUCGUCCAUCAGACAAAAGCCGCUCGCCAACGGGAUCAAGAAGGAGGACGAGGGGCACGGAUACGACGUGAUCGCCCUCAACAUCUGCCCUGACCUCGGGGAGCGCGUCAUGCUAUCCGGGGAGCGAUGCGUCAUAGAGGAGCUGUUCCCCGAGGUGGCGCAGGCAAUGAUGGACGCCAGGUCCUCGCUCGCCUGGAACCACGACCACCGCUUCAUCAUCAGGUUCCCCCUAAAUGGCUACUGCAAACUCACGUCCAUGCAAGCCAUCCAGCGGCUCCUCAACUCCUGCUUCACCCUCGUCACCAGCAACGGCGGCGGGGUGGAGGGACAGCAGUUCUCGGAGUACCUCUUCUGCAGGCGGUCCUUGCCCCUGUGAUCUGCACGGCACCGGAGCCCUCACGCCGUGGGGCCGACUCACGCAGACAAACAUACUAAAUAGGACAAACUGUAGGCUCUUCAUACGCUGACUGACGCAAGGGAAACUGAACUGCAACUAAUACGAAUUGGUGGAAGAGUGCAUAUGGGGUUUGGUUUUACGUGUGUCUGAGUGUGCGUGUGUGUGUGUGUGUGUGUGUGUGUGUGUGUGUGAUGGUAGUUUCCGGCUCCCCACCACCACAGGAGCAAAAGAUAAGGAGAAAAGAUAUAUAUGUAGCCUAUCCAUACAACGCCAUGUCCAGUUUUUGUACAAUAAUGUGCAAGUAAACGAGAUUUUUUUCCUCUCUCUCAGCUUAAGUAUUUGGACAUGGAGAUAACAAAUAACGAGCGUUAGAAGAGACAACAAAUAUGCCGACAGAUACAAUAUAUAAUCCUCAUGUCUGGUGAAGCUCAUAGGUUCGCGAGAGGGUUUGAUACAAAGAUAUAUUAAUAUAUGUUUUUAUGCCACUUUUACAGAUGAGAGAUUAGUAGUAUUCGUACAGAUUAUAAUGAUGUUUUAGUCUGAUUCUUUUACUGUUAACUGGAGUGAGGUGAACGUCGCCCGGAGGAACGGAAAGAAGAAAGGAAGGGAAUAAUAAUACGAGAGAACGAGAGAAAGAAAGACUGUAGAUGCUGGUGAGUGUGUGGAUGAUGCUGGUGAGCGUGGAUGAUGGCGUUCACCGGACGUCGUCCUGGCCGCCGGGUUCAACGUGGAUUCUUCUGUGCCAUGCUUUGUACGCACCGUCGGGGGAACAAGACAGCCUCUGCAGCCCCUCCCAGGGCCUCAGCCCACUACUCACCCCUUACUCGCCCUGUACCUUUGCUCCCACCUCUCUAUCACCACCUAUCUGAUCCACUAAAUCCUUUGAGCCCAUUAUCAGUGCAAUUUAACGAUGUAAUCUCGGUAUCGUGAGUCCCCUUUAAGGGUUAUCGUAAUCUGCCCCGUGAUCGUGUUUUUUCCUUGUGGGUUUUCUCAUCACUUUCAUCCCAAGGCUUUCUGGGAUUACCUCUGAGCGCCAACGGGGCGGGGCUGCAGGGGCGUGCCGCGAGGCUCUCGUUCGCGCCGACAGUGUUCUGCCAAGUGAAUCAGGAUAACAGCAUACUUUAAGGGAUAUUUGUAAAGAAAUGAUAUUAGCUUAGAGUUUAGGGAGGUUCAGGAGGACGGAAGGUGCCGAGUUGGGAGAGGACACGACCACGCGUUGAUAAAAUUGACAACCUAACAGAAAAACUUGCUGUGCGCAGUAAUCAUGAUCUUCGUUAAUAUGCACCUCAGUGUGCAAGUGAUCUCACAGAUAGCGGCGUCCACCCACACAGCAUUAUUAUGACCCGUGUUGUUCCUGGCGUCGCCUUGAGUGGACGGGCGUGUCGCGUCCUUGCCUGGGACGCCGCCACGCAAAGAACAAGGCGCUGAGGCCCCCCGGCCACGCCCUCCCGCCUGGCCGUGUGUCCUCCCGGCUCGGCCGACUCUCCCCCGGAAGCGAUCCCUAAAGAGAAGUUUUAUUGUGCCAUACUUAACAGGAGGCUGACCGGGUGCGGGCGGGUCGGCCAUCCACUAGUUGUUUUGUACCGUCGAAAUGAAUAUUUGCUAAGGACAGGGUGGGCCGGGGCGGGGCGGGGGCCAGGCACCCACCCACUUCCUGUAGGUGGUGUGGCCGUGAAGGCCCCCGCCCCGCCCCCCGCCCCCCCUCAGGUGGUGUUCCAGAGGGCGUCACCUUUGAUCAUUCUUCACUGUUAUCAUCGUCUCGCCAACUGGCUUAACCCGGCCACGUGUCCACCUCACCUGCCGCCGGUGACCCGUGCCCGCGGCCCUCGGGGGUCAGGGCAGGGCGCAGUACAAACAAGAGGUCAAAGUCGCCCCGUGAACUAUUGUACAUAAUGAUCAUAGUAAUAAUAAUGGUAAUACCGGUGUCGCUUUGGCUGCCAGAAACAAAGUAGGAGGCGAGACCCUCCCAUGUCUGCGUCCGUCUGCCGAGUCCCGCCUCAAGACUAACUCGCACGACCCGCCUUUAUACUCACGUUCAUCAAGAUCUCAUUUUCCUCGCGUUGCACUGGACUGACUAUACUUUCCUCGGAGAUCUUUAUUUUCACUCAUUCAGUCAACAAACUCAAGCAGUUUGAGAUUACAGUCGAUUUAGUAUAGCACAAAUUAUUACGCAAUACGCCACUUUACAGCAUUCUUUGGGACAUCACACCAAGGAGGCGUGGCGUGGGGGUCAGGACUCUCCCUCCGGCGUGUUUCCCGCAGCCCGACACAACCCAGCAUCCCCCGACACCCUGGAGCAGCCACGGUCACGCUACACCCUCGAUACACUCGCUACUGCACCCUCAGAGGACCAAAAACUAACACAGCACGCAAUAGAUUCAAUGUUCUCACUCUCAGUGGACCAAAAAUUCACACAACACACAAUAGAUUCAAUGUUUUUACUCUAAUGUUAUGGUUGAUACGUCAUUUCGAGGGAUUUGCUGAAUAUUCAGUUUCGUUCUUUUGCCGCUCACGCCAUUGCUCCGUAACGUAACCACAUUUUCAGAUCAUAGAUUCGCAGUAAAUAUAUCGCAUUCUCUCGUCACAUUGUUCAUUUGUUAUCACCACUUUCGCCUAAAUCAUUGGGUCUUAACAGGUUACGUACGGAGUUUCCCAUUGUGUCUACUGAACGUCUAGAUUAAGUCAAGGGAACGUAGGGUAGGCUUUCAGGAGUAAUAGGACAGUUUUCCACACACCAACACUCAUCAAGCCAUACGAACAGGACCUCUGGCUGGCUGCAGGGUCGCGGCGGAGAGGCAAUAACUGUUUCCUACAAUAUGUAAGUAAGACCCAGGGCCAAGCGAGCAUCCUUGUGGGGCGCCGCCGUUAGUGUGCGCGAACCAGACGCCUGCGAGCGGAGGAGGGACGGAGGACGCGAAGAGGAGAGAGAGAAAGAGGCGGUGGUUGUCACGUUUACUGAUGCGUCGUUUUUCUUUUGUUUUGCGUUUGUGAGUUCGUCAUAAAUUUCGGUAUAGUUUAUCAUGAAUGUUAACUGUAUUAUGAAAUGCAUUCAUAGCUAACAGGAAACUCACUAAUUAUAAUUGUUCCUCGCGUUUGGCGUUUAUGAAUACAACUUUCUUAUACAGACGAAGAUAUAUACUAAAUCUUGAUAACACCGAAAGAGAACUCCAACACUUGUAUUUCCUUUUAAUAGCUCUUUGCAAACCUUUAUACACAAACACAAACGCGUCUAAAUGAUGGGAAUUAUAACCUGAAGACCGCCGGCCCCUCCCUCCCUCCAGCACAGCCUAACCAUCGCCUUCAGCUGCCCCCUCACGCAAUGACCAGUGACUGAACGCGACUCUCAGCGCCUCGCGAAGCUCACGGGGGCCAGGGAGCGACAGGCGCGCUACUGACGGACGAGCCGACCCGGGGAGUUGUUUUUUGGCAAGUUUGUCGGAUGAAUCAACAUGGUGCCAUAAGGUAUAGACAAACUAACAGUCCUGAUUGACCCAGAACACGUGACAUCUCUAGAUAAAACACACACACACACACACACACACACACACACACACACACACACACACACACACAGGUGACGGCCGUAACUUACUCACCCACACGGGGCAUCACAAAUUGGAGAUGACGAAUUUUCUCAUUGAAUUUACUACCGUCUGGUGGCGACGCGGCUUAAGCCAGUUUAUCCCCGAGGAAGCGCGAGAAGAUGGACCUUUCUGCCGCCUCUACGGAAGGUCGAAAAACAUGAUUAUUUCCUCUUUUACGACCUGGUGUUCCAUGUCCCUGUCCUCGGUCAAUCGAAGUGCAAGGAACGGCUCUCCUUGCUUUCUGUGAUACGUGUGUAUAUUUUAUACUAACCAGUCAAAAUUCUCAUUAGAUAUAAAGAGAAUAACGUCAUUUUAUCUCAGAGGUGAAGUGUUCCACUCAUCUUCAGGAAUAGAAUAAAUUUAUGUCAAACAGAAAAGGUGGUUCGUUUGUUUU